AUGACACCAACCUCGGGAGACGGCCACCCGCCGGGGGAUUCUGUUGAUGGCACGAGGUCCCUCUCCGGUAAGCAUCUCGGGAGUAUUAUCCCAGAUUCAUCUUCAGAAAUCGACACAGACAAGGGUACCGACGAACAGCCCGAGCCUCCCCAGGAUCAACAUCUACAGGAUCAACCUCCCCAGAGUCAGCCUCCUCAAGGUCAGCCUUUUCAGAAGGACAACAGUGACAAAGAUACAGAAGAGGGCGAGAUAGAAGGGUAUAGAGACCAACAAAGCAAUCGAUAUGGUGGGAACGGAGAUGAAGAUAAACAGGACACAAAACUGAACACUUAUAACAGCCCCCAGAUUGAAACUCACGUCGUGGAUUCUGCUGCAUCAGGAAAGGUGCGAGAGCGCACUCUGCCUGACCAGGGAAAAUCCUCCUCCAGUUCAGACGAUGACGAUGAUGGUCUCAACUCUGGCUCUCCAGCAAGAAAGGAGUGGAUGGAGCUCAAAAAGUACAGUCAGGCAAAGAACGAGUAUAUUGACCGUCUCAUGUCGAUGGUAGGGCUUGAGGAGGUCAAACAAUUCUGCCUAAAGUCGAGAAGCUUGAUCCAGUUCGAUCUGGAUAGAGGUAAAGCACCGGACAGGAAACUACUCGACCUUCUCAACGUCAUGUUUACUGGCAACCGUGGAACGGGCAGAACAACCGUGGCAGACCUAUACGCCAGCAUCAUCAGAGAAGAAAUAGCUCUCAUCUCAGGCAGUGCGCCCGAGAUCGUCAAGCCGAAGCUCGACUGCAUUUGCGAUGUUCUGCCCAUCGAGCGGAUUGUGGGCCAAUAUGGGGAGGCGCCUUGCAUUAUCAUAAUUGACCUGGCAGAGGACACCCCGAGGGGCUGGGUGAUGUGUAUCCUCUACGAGUGCUUCAGGAAUCAAGUGAUCAAUCCCGUCGCCAUCAUAGCCACCAGUGCUCCGGAAAAGGGCCAGCCACCUGGCCACGCACAGUGUAUGCAUACGCUCCGCAACGAGAUGCCAUCCAUUGGACUGCCAGACUACAGUAACGAGGAGAUGGCGGACAUGAUGCAGAGCUCUCUGGAGUCUCGCUUGGGGAAAAUCGCCAACGCCAAGAGUUCCAGAAUCGCCAUAGCCAUCAGGGACCGUUUCAUAAUAUCCCAACAUUCGGGACAUUGCAACAAGCACCCACGGCUGAUCAAGGCAGACAUCCUGGGUCAUCUGGUGCCAUGCGGCAGGCCAUCCAGUGAUGCUUUGAGAGAACUGGCAAAUCUCAAUGGCCUGAAUGCCGUCAAGAUGACUAUCAACGACAUGUUCGACCGAGAGAUGCGCAUCAGCCACCGCGAACUGCUCGGGAUCGAGCCUAGCCCGGUUAGGCUGGGCAUGGUCUUCCUCGGGAAGCCUGGUACGGGGAAGAAGACGGUGGCGUGCCUGUACGCCCAGCUUCUUGGCGAGAUGGGUCUCUUAUCCAGCGGAAAGACUGUUGUCAAGAGCCCGAGCGAUCUCAUUGACGUCGGCCUCGGCUCGGCAAAGGAUACGGUUGCAUCCGCAGUUGCCGAAGCAAGGGGCCGUGCCCUCAUCAUUGAAGAUGCCGACAAGCUAGAUCCUACGUGCGAGAAGGACCCGAGCAGGGCCAGGCAGUGUCGUGAGGUGCUCGAAAAGCUGGUACACGCCAUGCGCUGCUCGGUCGGCAAAGACUACUGCUUUAUCCUAUGCGGACGCCCAGAUGCCAUGAAGGCCAUGUACGGGAACAGCCGAGACAUCGAUCUGGAAAGCAUGCUUCCUCUGGAAAAGGCCCUCACGUUUCGCGACUUUGAUCCCGAGAUGCUGGCAUACUAUCUGGACCUCAAGCUCGCCGAGAAGGGCGUGGUGGCGUCUGAGCCUGCCAAGACGGCCGCUCUGAACAUUCUCAGGGACCAGUCUCGGCGUGAUGACUUUUGUAACGCUCACAAUGUGGAUGCCAUCGUCACCCGUGCCAUGCACGCACGGGAAAUUUGGCUCCAGCAGGCUCUGAGGGCGAGCACGGGCGCGGUUCGGCAGGACCCCAACUCGUGGAGGGCUCUGUGGCCGCAAGACUUUGGGGAUGGCCUGGAUCCAGGUCGCAGCGAUUUCAGUAGGGUGAGGGACCAGUUCAAGAACUUUGUCGGAUUCAACGACAUACUGUCCCAGCUCGAGUCGUACCACGACAUGGUGUGUGGAAUGCGUCUCCGCGGUGUCGACGCCGAGCCAUUCAUUCCCUUUACUCUCAUCUUCAAGGGCCCGCCCGGGACUGGAAAAACGUCGACGGCGCGCAUGAUGGGCGAGUUUUACCGCAAUCUGGGCCUCCUGCCAACGUCCAAGGUGGUCGAGAUGUCGGCGACGGACAUGGUGGGUCUGUAUGUGGGCAACACGGGGCCCAAGACGCGGGACCUCCUCGAGAAGUCGCUCGGCAAGGUUCUCAUCAUUGAUGAGGCGUACAUGCUGGCGGAGAGCCAGUCUGGAUCCGGGGCGUCGGAAUUUACCAAGGAGGCAAUCGCCGAGCUGGUCUACUGUCUGACGAAGCCCGAAUUCGAACGCAAGCUCGUCGUCAUACUGGCCGGGAACGAGAAGGAGAUGGACAAGCUCCUCGACGGAAACCCGGGUCUACGCAGCCGCUUCUCUACGCACAUCACAUUCCCAUCCCUCAGCACAUGGCAGUAUCUCGAGCAGCUGCGCAGAUAUCUGAGGCGGGUGGGCAUCGUGAUGGAACCGACGGCGGAGAUGGACGGGGCCGCCCGCAAGGCUCUCUGCGAGGGACUGACCAAGAUGAUGAACGAAAAGACCUGGGGUGGCAGUCGAUCCGUCCAGGAUAUGGGCAUGGCCAUCAUGCGUUGUGUGUUUGGGAAGUACGCGCACACGGGGGACAAGGGUGACAUGAAGCCGUUGACGUGCCGCGAGGUGAUGAGAAUGCUGGUGGAGUCGCGCUUGAUGAAGGCUGAGUCGCCAACUUGGAGUCGGAGGCCGAUGGGCAGCCGAUUGGUGACGUUGAGUAGUUUAAAUUAG
Geosmithia morbida is the source of this 3012-nucleotide messenger RNA. RefSeq names its product AAA+-type ATPase, SpoVK/Ycf46/Vps4 family. Gene Ontology annotation, molecular function: ATP binding; ATP hydrolysis activity. Bases 1 to 3012 code for a protein of 1003 amino acids. NCBI's taxonomy places the organism in Eukaryota, Fungi, Ascomycota, Sordariomycetes, Hypocreales, Bionectriaceae. The record is from RefSeq and is a predicted model, not a curated record. The transcript has 4 exons.